UAGGUGGGUCUAUAAGAUUUUUGAAUUAUAUUUCCAUGUCAUGAAGUUUCUUCUUUGUCUCAUAAGGCUAACUGUUGUUUACAGCCACGGCGGAUUUCCAUGCUUUUGAUCUGCUUCAUGUUUUUACUUGGCAAAGUGCAGUUUCUUUCCCACUCCUCACCGAACCACCUUUCUCGUGAUAUUACACAUGCACUCCCUCUUUUCUUAUUCUUAUUACUCACUCUACUCCAUUUUAUACAUAAUGAAGAUUUGGAUGUUUUCAUCUGUUGAUGUUCAAUCAAACAUGUUGCUUGUAGAGCUAUUGAACUAUUGCUUGGCGUGGCUCUUCUGGUGGGUCUAUGAGAUUUUGGGAAAAGUUCCAUUUUAUGGCCCUUCUUCUCUGUCUCAUAGGCAAACUGAUGCUUGCAGCCAUGCUGGGUUUCACAGCUUUUGAGCUUAUCUUGUUUUGGCACCACAAAGUUCAAUUUACUUUGUCUCUAAAUCACCCUUUUGGUGAAACUACACGACCUUCUACUUCUCUUGUUCUUAUUACUCUUGCUGGUAUAACUCAAAAAAGCAAUUUUACAUGUUUUUUCUCGAGUUGAAAACUGUGUUGUUUGGCAUGGCACCUCAGGUGGGUGUAUGAGAUUUAGGAGAAAGUUCCAUUUCAUGGUGUGUCUUCUCUUUCUCAUAAGGCUUAACCGAUGCUUGCAGCCAUGACAGAUUUCAAAGCUUUUGAGCUGAUUCGUGUUAUGGCUUGGCAAAGUUCUGUUUCCUUUCCCCUUCCACCAAACCACCCUUUUUGUGAAAUUACACGUCAGCUUCCUCUUUUCUUAUUCUGAUUACUCUCUUUGCUACGUUUUAUCAACCUUGAGGAUGUGGAGGUUUUGUCUUCUAUUGAAGUUCAAUAAAACUUAUUUUUUCUUGAGCUGAAAAAUUGUUGCUUGGCACGGCACCUCAGGUUGGUCUAUGAGGUUUUUGAAUUAAAUUUCCAUUUCAUGGUGUUUCUUCUGACUUUGAACUAUUUCCUUGUUAUUGCAUGCUUUCCCAAAAUUAAAUUAAAUCUUGUUAGUUAGUAGAGUAUUGCAUGCUUUCCCACAAAGUUUUGGCUUUAAAUGAGAGGCUCUGAGCUCUAUUUCUGACAUUUCUUUGUUGGGAAUUGUUACUAAAACUCAUGGGAUGCCAAAUGGAUAUCGCAAGGUUUUGAAGGAUGGGAAGUGUUUGUACCUUAGAUUUGAUGACUGUAGACAUGAAAAUCUGAAGAAUUAUUUGAUACCAAAAGCUAUGCUCUCCUCUUGGGUGCAUGGGGACUCGCAUAAAUGGAUUGGUGCUGGAAAUUGAGGUAAAACAGAUGAGUUUAUGGAAGAAGAAAAGUAGAAGAUGUCAUUCAGCUCCUCCCUUUUACCAAGGCAAGAAGAAGUUCCUUGCCACGAGUGAGUCUUCAGAAAGGCUGGAUGAAAUAACAAUACAAGACUGUUCAUGAUGUGCCACUCAUACCAGAAAUUAGAGCAGUAAGGAGACUGCCGAAGCUUUCUGGAGCUUCCACAGCUGUCAUCCCACCAAUGUGAUCAAUCUUCCACCCCAAGUUGUGCUGAUUGUGUAUUCUUUGAUGAAAUGUAAUGUUAUCAAAUUUCUUGGGAGGGCCAAGUGUGAAAAUGAAACUUGUUAACAUCUGGAAUAGCAAAUUACAAGCUCAAGGGGAGUGCACAAGUACAUGUGAUGGGGAGUAAAAAGAAGGUGCAAUUAUGUUUGGAGAUGCAUUGUUACCUUCAAAAUGUUCUCUCAUUGUUGAGGAGUUGAUGCAGACUUCAUUGUGUUUUCCAAAUUGCAUUUUAGGAAAUAUCUGUGUUGGAACUGCAUUUGAUUGUAUCUGUUGCUAUAGACAUUGGGACCUGCUAUGUUAAGGUGGAUGACAAUGGAUCUGGUGUUUCACGAGAUGGACUGGUGCUGAUGGGAGAAAAAUAUGCGACGUCAAAAUACAGCCAUUCAGAUGAUAUGCAUGCUUUCCCAGCAAGCUUUGGCUUUAAAGGAGAGGCUCUGAGCUCUAUUUCUGACGUUUCUUUAUUGGAAAUUGUUACUAAAACUCAUGGGAGGCCAAAUGGAUAUCGUAAGGUUUUAAAGGACGGCAAGUGUUUGUACCUUGGAAUUGAUGAAUGUAGACAAGAUGUUGGUACAACAGUCAUUGUUCGGGAUGUAUUUUACAACCAACCAGUUCGAAGGAAGCAAAUGCACUCCAACCCAAAGAAGGUGUUGCAUGCUCUGAAAGAGUCUCUGCUAAGAAUCGCCCUUGUGCAUCCCAAUGUCUCCUUCAAAAUUGUUGAUAUUGAAAGUGAGGAUGACCUGCUUUGCACACGUGCUUCUCCUUCUCCACUGCCGCUAUUGUCCAGUGAGUUUGGAAUUCAUCUGAGUUCCCUUAACAAAUUGAAUGCAAGUGAUGGUUCAUUCAAGCUCUCAGGAUACAUUUCAGGUCCUGAUGUUUACACAGUGAAGGUCCUUCAAUAUUUCUAUAUCAAUUCAAGAUUUGUUUCCAAAGGACCAAUACAUAAAUUACUUAAUAACGCAGCUAUGAGUUUUGGCAGUGCGUCUGACAUUGAGAAGCGAAGUAGAUCUCAGAUAUAUCCUCUGUUUAUGCUGAACCUAAACUGUCCAAGAUCUUUUUAUGAUUUUACUUUGGAGCCUUCAAAGACCUCUGUGGAAUUUAAGGAUUGGGGCCCUGUCCUUCUCUUUAUUGGGGAUACUGUUGCGAAUCUCUGGACUGAAAGUAACUCUGCUGAUAUACCUAUGAAUAUUGAGAUCAGGAAAAAGAGGUGCAGGGCUCAGAGUUGCAAAGGUACACUUGACCUUCUUUCCCCGCUGCCAAAGAAACUGACCGGAGAGUGCACUGUCAGGAGAGAUAUUCAAUCUCCACAGAAUACUCUGUGGGAAAGUGCUUCUGAGAAACCUGAUCCUGGGUCCGGAUUUCUCUCUCAGAUUGAAAGUUCAAGUCGGUCAAUUGAUGGAUCUCUUGCUCAUUGCACAGUUGGUGUAAACUGGAAAUCCAGAUGCUCUGUGCAACCCCUUUCAUCUAAUGUUUUACCUACAGAGGAGUAUUUCCUGGAUAACAAAUUCAAUACUUCAGCUACCUCCAGUUAUAAAUCAGACUGCCUGUUAGGUUCAGGAUGGGAGAAUGGGUCUCAAACAAUUGUAGCUGGCAAAUCAACAGAGGAUGCCUCAUUUAGGGAGUCUCUUGAACUUAUUGACAAUUCAAAUAUGACGCAUGAGAGAAGGAAACCAUUUAUGCGAAACUGUUCUUUGCACAGAAGCCUGAUACAUGAUGGAACAUCUUUUGAUAGUGAUGAAGAUAUUAAGUUUGAAAAAAGUGACUGCAGAACUAAACAAAAUCGCCUUGAAGAUGAUUAUAGUGUUGAAUUUGAAGUUGUUGAUGAUGUUAACCGGGUCUUACAUCAAAGGUCUCCUAGAGGCAAGGAAAUAUAUUUUGAGAAGUUCUCCAGGUGCAAAACUCAGAGCAAUGCAUUGCAGCGGCCAAAAAAAAUUUCAGGUGAUUCAGAAAAUUUUUCUUUAACCAAGGACAUUCUAGAUGAAGAUGAUCAUCUUAUGCACUUCUUUAAACAGACUGAAAACUAUCGUUCUGGCCUACCAUCUUUUAGUCCAGAACUGUCUCCUCUGCCAUCAGAUCCUUUGCUCGGGAGCAGGUUUCUAGAUGUUAAUCCUUACAUCGCUGAAAAUGGGAUUGAAACUUCUGUUAAACAUGAAAUUGGUGUCACGUAUAAUUUUGAAAACAUGGAACGUAAUCUCUUGGUUCCGGCCAUAAAUAAUUUGGGAAAAGAGGACUGCUUGUUUCCAAAUCCUGCAAAGUUUGAUCUCGAUUUUUAUGCUUGUCCUAAAGAGGAUUUGGGCUGUAUAGGGGGACUUGAUCCGUGGGACAUUUAUAGUUCAGGUCCUUCUGAAUUCUAUUAUGACGGAGAUGAUUUGUCACAUAUACAUUCUCAUGGUGAAGAAGAUCUUAUUAAUUGUUUGACACCACGAGCUAUGAUCUCCUCUUGGGUGGAUGGGAACUCGCAUAAAUGGAAUGAUGCUGGGAAUCGAGGUAAAACAGAUGAGCUUAUAAGGAAGAAGAAGAGUAGAAGAAGCCAUUCAGCUCCUCCAUUUUACCAAGGCAAGAAGAAGUUCUUUGCCACGAGUGAAUCUUCAAGAACGGCAGCAGGAAAUAACAAUAUUAAGACUGUUCAUGAUGUGCCACUCAUGCCAGAAACUAGAGCUGUAAGAAGACUGGGGGAUUCUACAGAAGCUAUCUGCUCGGAGCUUCCACAGCAGUCAUCCCAUCUAUGUGAUCAAUCUUCCACCCCAAGUUGUGGUGAUGGUGUUUACUCUGAUGAAAGGCUAAGUGUUAAAAUGAAACUUGUUAACAUCUGGAACAGCAGAUUACAAACUCAAGGGGAGUGCAUAAGUACACGCUAUGGGGAGUCAAAAGAAGAAUUUGCACCAACAAAAGAAACUCAAAGUAUCUUAGAUUCUGGGACAAAAUGGAGGGGCUUCUGUCCAGAGAUUACAAGUGGUACUGGAACAGAGAGUUUUAAGAAUCAGGAUACUAUACUCAAUGUCACUUCUGGCAUAUUGCAUUUUGUUGGUGAUUCAUUGGUUCCUGAUACCAUUGAUAAAAACUGCCUGGGGGGUGCCAAAGUUCUCCAACAGGUUGAUAAGAAGUUUAUUCCGAUUGUGGGUGGCACAACACUUGCUAUAAUUGAUCAGCAUGCUGCAGACGAGCGAAUUCGUUUGGAAGAACUGCGUGAGAAGGUUCUAUCUGGACAAAAGAGGUCAACAACCUAUCUUGAUUCCGAGCAAGAAUUGGUCAUGCCUGAAAUUGGUUAUCAAUUAUUACACAACUAUGCUGACCAAAUUCAAAACUGGGGUUGGAUCUGCAACAUUCAUUCUCAAGCUUCAAAAUCAUUUACCAGGAACUUGAAUCUGAUUCACAAGCAGCCAAAAUCUGUCACACUUCUUGCGGUUCCUUGUAUUCUGGGCGUUAAUCUAACAGAUGUGGAUCUGUUAGAAUUUCUUCAACAGCUUGCUGACACAGAUGGAUCAUCAAUAGUACCCCCAUCAGUGAAUCGGGUCCUGAAUAACAAGGCUUGCAGGAGUGCAAUUAUGUUUGGAGAUGCAUUGUUGCCUUCGGAGUGUUCUCUCAUUGUUGAGGAGUUGAAGCAGACUUCAUUGUGUUUUCAAUGUGCUCAUGGGCGGCCGACUACUGUACCUCUUGUCAACUUGGGUGCUCUGCAUGAGCAGAUUGCUAAGUUAGGUUCGUGGAGUAAGGGUUCCUCCGAGGCAUGGCAUGGGUUACAUCGGCAUGCAAUCAACGUAGAGCGUGCAGCAAAGCGACUAAGAUCAGCCGUAUCCUAGUGUCAAAAAUCUCUCGUUAGUAUACCUUUCCAUGUAUAGCCAUAGUAACUCACUCUGAAUAGACUGUAAAGAAAUGUUACGAUAGUGAAAUAGGUUAUUUGAUUGUAACAUCAUUCAAUUGUUGUCAUAGUUAAAUUUGUAUAUCCCAUUCUAACCUUCUCAUUUUGCUAGACAAUAUGAAGUGAUAUUGGAACAAUGGUACUAUAAAUCUCCUGAAGAUAUGGAACUUCCAUUUACAUUUUUGUUCUA
Solanum tuberosum (potato) is the source of this 5625-nucleotide messenger RNA. RefSeq names its product DNA mismatch repair protein MLH3. Lineage: Eukaryota; Viridiplantae; Streptophyta; Magnoliopsida; Solanales; Solanaceae. Gene Ontology annotation, molecular function: mismatched DNA binding; ATP hydrolysis activity; ATP binding. Gene Ontology annotation, cellular component: mismatch repair complex. The transcript is spliced from 28 exons. Bases 1930 to 5376 code for a protein of 1148 amino acids. Gene Ontology annotation, biological process: mismatch repair. The record is from RefSeq and is a predicted model, not a curated record.